UUGUAUACGAUUACGCAGGAACAUUCCUGCUUAUCGGAGCAACUAUUUGGCUGUUUAGGAGGUCCUCAAAAGCUAUGGGCGGCAUGUUUAAAGGUAUGGGAGGAAUGCCUGGAAUGCCCGGUCAAGGGAGUAGUAAGGGUCACAAGGUCUACGAGAAAGCAACAGCUCUCAAGGUGAAUUUCAAAGAUGUCGCCGGAUGCGAGGAAGCUAAGCUUGAGAUUAUGGAAUUUGUGAAUUUCUUGAAGAAUCCUGAACAUUAUAGGAACUUGGGAGCAAAGAUUCCUCGAGGAGCAAUACUUCAGGGUCCUCCUGGUACCGGAAAGACUUUGCUAGCUAAAGCAACUGCAGGAGAAGCUGGUGUUCCCUUCCUUUCAAUUUCCGGUUCCGAGUUCAUGGAAAUGUUCGUUGGUGUCGGUCCAAACAGAGUUAGAGAGAUGUUUAAAGAUGCUCGUGAGCAGGCUCCCUGCAUAGUAUUUAUAGACGAGAUAGACGCUAUAGGUGGCAAGAGAGGUCAGGGAGGCAUGGGAGGACACGACGAGCGAGCCAACACUCUGAACCAGCUGCUAGUGGAGAUGGACGGGUUCAGUACGGGAGCAGCAGACGUAGUGGUGUUAGCUGGUACUAACAGAGAGGACACCCUCGACCCUGCCCUCCUCAGACCCGGCCGGUUUGACAGGCAGAUAUAUGUGGGGGCACCCGACAUUAAGGGGCGUGUUUCCAUCUUCAUGGUCCAUCUGAAGCCUUUGAAGACAGAUUUAGUCCUGCUGGACCUGGCUAAGAAGAUGGCCACUAUGACACCUGGCUUUACUGGAGCUGACAUUGCUAAUGUCUGUAAUGAGGCUGCUCUUAUUGCUGCUAGACACGAUUGUAAGAGCGUUGAGGAGCACCACUUUGAACAGGCCAUCGAGCGAGUUGUCGGUGGUCUAGAGAAGAAGUCACGUGUCCUAUCCCCGCAGGAGAAGAGGACUGUGGCUUAUCACGAGGCUGGUCACGCCAUCUCUGGCUGGUAUCUCGAACACGCCCACCCCCUCCUCAAAGUCAGCAUAGUCCCCCGAGGUAAAGGAGCUCUGGGUUACGCCAUGUACCUCCCUAAAGAGCUGUCUCUCCACACUACCGAUCAACUUCUGGAUAUGAUCUGCAUGACGUUGGGAGGCAGGGCUAGUGAGCAGAUCAUAUUCGGCAAGAUCAGUACAGGAGCUUCAGACGAUCUGAGAAAAGUAACGCAGUGGGUGUAUGGCAUGAUAAUCCAGUACGGAAUGAACCCGCAAGUAGGACAUCUCUCAUUUGAUCUUAACCAGAAUCCUUACAUCAAACCAUUCAGCGAACAAACCAGCCAUCUUAUUGAUGCCGAGGCUAGGCAAUACGUUGAAGAAGCGUACGCUAGGACGAUACAACUGCUGACUGAGAAACGAGCAGACGUUGAACUGGUAGCUGAAGAACUGUUGAAGAAUGAGGUGUUGACGAAAGAAGAUAUGGUGAGGUUGCUAGGAGACCGCCCCUGGGGGGAGAAGAGUACGUACGAUGAGCUGGUUGCUGGUACAGGAGGCGACAUGGAAGACACUUCAGUGCCAGAGGGUCUAAAGAACCUAAAAGAUGAGUUGGACGCUAAAGAUGCAGCAGAACUAGUGGAGGAAGAUAAGAGGGAGAAAGGCACGUCUGCUUGAUUAUCUCAACACUUAGCCCCUAAUGUAACUUGGGAGCUCUCAAAGGAUAAACUUAUAUCUUAGAUCUGAAAGAGAUAACGCACUCCAAGAACACUUGAACAGUCUCGGAUUGAAACUCUUUAAUUUAUUAUCCGUUUGAUCUCCCUGGUCGUGCUUUUAAGUUUUCAGAUAGAAUGGAAGAUUUGAAAUGUCGUGACCCGACCUGAUUUAUAUAGUUGUACCCUCAACAUUAAUGAACGAUCACUGGAAUGAAUUACCAGAUGACCAGUGACCACUAAACCAUCAUGGAUCAUGACGCUAUAUAUAUAGAAUAGUGUGGGGACCUUUCAGUUGUGGUUGUUUAUUUGUGUGCGAAUAGCAAUUUAAAAUGUUUGCAAUUUGUAAUUUAGUGUUGUUUAUUCUUUUCACAAACAAAA
Bolinopsis microptera is the source of this 2080-nucleotide messenger RNA. Its product is annotated as AFG3-like protein 2. Gene Ontology annotation, molecular function: metalloendopeptidase activity; ATP-dependent peptidase activity; ATP binding. Gene Ontology annotation, cellular component: m-AAA complex; membrane. The coding region runs from base 75 to 1664 and encodes 529 amino acids. The record is from RefSeq and is a predicted model, not a curated record. The transcript has 12 exons. Gene Ontology annotation, biological process: mitochondrial protein processing. Lineage: Eukaryota; Metazoa; Ctenophora; Tentaculata; Lobata; Bolinopsidae.